GCAACUUGUGGCGCAUGCGCAGAGCCAUGCAUAUGGUGGCCUGUAGGUAUAGGUUGAUCAUUUGGUUUCGAAUUCGGCACAAUGUCCCUUCGAUACAAACCUCGCUGGCGACUGCAAGAACACUCCAAUGUCAUAACAUGCCUAGCCUUUAGCCCUCACGGAACGUACAUAGCUGCAGGUGGAGUAGAUGGCAAGCUUUCGAUAUGGUCUUACGACCUGGGACGUCUUCUUUAUGUUGUAUCUGGACAUGCGGGCGUGCUAUCUCUCAGCUGGAUAGGACCAUCCGAACAGAGUUUACUAUGCGGGUUACAAGAUGGGACGGUGUUGUCCGUUGAAAUAGACCAGAGCCUUACUGCCACGGGGUAUUUUGCCCAUCAAUACCCUGUUGAAUGCAUUUCUAUCUCGGGCGAUACCGUCGCAACUGGUGCCCAUAAAGAAGUUCAUGUUUGGGAAUUCCGAGAAAGAGGAGCAAAUUGGCGUCGAGUCUCCAAACUUGAUUUGCCACCUAGCGUAGGAAGCAACAGAAGUGAUGAAAUCAUCGUCACCUCUUUGCAUUGGGCUCGUACCAAGUAUUCUCCCAACACCUUAUUGGUUUCUUACAUGCAUCAUGGAAUCGCAUUCUGGGACAUUUCUUCGCGCAUGAUUCUUCACUUCAUUUCCGUUAAGACACUUGUUGCUAGCACAAGCCUUUCUCCCCGCCACCAAUAUUUGGCAGUUUCCAGUAUUCAUAACGGAUUUGAUAUAUAUGACUUGAAUUCUGAUGCACCAAUCAUGUCUUUCAAUCAGCCUACAUCUAAAGGUAUAUGUAUCCCCGUUUUGUUUGCUCAUCAUGGUUUUGCUGUCUUAGGCGGAAGCACCGAGGGGAAAGCUAGGCUAUGGGCUAUUGAAACAGGCAACCUCAUACAUACACUUCAUCACUCCGAUGAUGACACCAUCCAAGCCAUCGCCGCACACUACGAUGCUAGCGGAGACAGAUUUAUGAUUGCUACAGGAUCACACUCGCCAAACGAUAAACAUUAUAUACAAUUGUGGCAUGCUCAAGAUAUCUACCGUGAUAAUAUCCCAGCUCGGCUGAUGACAUUAUUAUCACCUCCGGCGCAGCUACAAGAUCAUCAUAAUAUGUCAUGGACACACUGGAUUGCCUGGUUUAUUUUCUUGUUUAUUGGUUUUAUCCUGUCGUGGCUUUUCGUGUAUUGGAAGGACAAAACAAGUAUAUAGUGCUAUUAUGCUGCAAUCUAUAUAGUACGUAUUCAACUGGGGAGAAUGGGCGAAUUCCGAUGCUUGUAUUGUUUUUUAUAAGUUCCUUCUUGCACCAAAGAAGGUUGGUUACCUUCCGUUAUAACGAGAUAUCUAGUCGAACCAGACUCCAUGGUGAAUUGCUGGCCGUCUUUCACUGUAACCCAUCCAUCAUCCCAACGCCAUACCUGACACUUGCUAUUUACCCAAUGGAUGUACAAAUCACCUCGCUCAACACCACGUAUGUUGGGAAUGGCAACACACGCCGAAGAUUUUGACUCGAACCAGGAAUAUUCUCCCUCGGCACCCCUGAACUUAUGUGUUUUACGAGACGAGACCACCAGUAGUUCGGGAUUGUUGCUCGACGUGGGCGUUGUUUCGUUGGCCUCGAUAUUACCGGUGGUCGGGAUGCUAGGCAAUACACUUUCAACCUCUACUGAUUAAAUUAUAAGGGUGUUCCGACCUUGGAAGAUUAACGAGUUCUUUGUGAUGCUGCUCUUUAUGAUUUGCAGGAUUUUCCAAAAUUACCUUUUAUAAUUAGGGGAACUUGAAGCAGCACGGAAAGAUCGAAGGACAGUCGCUUGCGGUGGCCCUGUUGCGGUUGUAUAUGCAUGCCUGGGCGGUGGAAGGUCCAACCGUGUCACACUCCUCUUUUGCAGAGGUGCCUGGACUCGAAAUAUCCAACGAUCGCUGUACUCUGUCA
Messenger RNA from Serpula lacrymans var. lacrymans S7.9, 1939 nucleotides. RefSeq lists its product as uncharacterized. The record is from RefSeq and is a predicted model, not a curated record. Lineage: Eukaryota; Fungi; Basidiomycota; Agaricomycetes; Boletales; Serpulaceae. The transcript is spliced from 10 exons. The coding region runs from base 82 to 1218 and encodes 378 amino acids. Gene Ontology annotation, molecular function: protein binding.